Molecule: messenger RNA, 1754 nt
Organism: Planococcus citri (citrus mealybug)
Lineage: Eukaryota; Metazoa; Arthropoda; Insecta; Hemiptera; Pseudococcidae
Gene: TyrRS-m
Product: Tyrosine--tRNA ligase, mitochondrial
Exons: 10
Coding region: 140-1567 (475 amino acids)
Biological process (GO): tyrosyl-tRNA aminoacylation
Cellular component (GO): cytosol; mitochondrion
Molecular function (GO): tyrosine-tRNA ligase activity; RNA binding; ATP binding
Source: RefSeq, a predicted model, not a curated record
AAUUUUUUAUCAAAGCUCAAUGCGGUGUUUCUCCAACUUUCAUCAUGUUAAAUUUGAACUUUAGCUGACAAUUUACCCCUAAAAAAUUCGAAUAUAUCAUUAAAUUUAAUUUAAAUUACACCUUAAGUAUUAAAUAACCAUGUUCCUAAGACAUAUAAACAAACAGUGGUGUGAUAACUUCAACAUAUUUCGUAAACUCAAACGAAAUGCAUUACGAGGAACCUAUAUUUAUCGUACGAAAUUUUGCCGCAGGAAUGUAUUAAAUUUACACGAACGUGGAAUGUUCGAAUCUAUAUUCCCCGAAAACUCAACCAACGAAAUAGUCCAGCUUCUGAAUCGGAAACCUCAACAUGUCUACGCCGGAUUUGAUCCAACCGCUAGUAGCUUACAUGUCGGUAAUUUACUCAUAUUAAUGAAUUUAUUGCAUUGGCAAAGAGCUGGUCAUAAUGUAAUUGCUCUGAUUGGCUGUGCAACUGCUCAAAUCGGCGAUCCUAGUGGCCAUAACAAAGAUAGAGAAGAACAAGACGGUGGUGUUGUUCGUGAACGAGCCAGACAUAUUCAAAAAAAUAUCGAAAAUAUUUUCAAUAAUCACGAGAAGUAUUUCUGGAGCAAGAAUCCUGAUCCUAGUCCUUUACCACCGAUCAAAGUUGUCGAUAACGAAGAAUGGUACAAAGAUGUGAAAGUGAUUGAUUUUCUCAGCAAAGUUGGAAGGAAUUUCAGAAUGGGUACCAUGUUACUCAAGGAUAGUGUAAAUAAACGAAUAAAAUCCGAAGGUGGUAUGAAUUUCGCUGAAUUCACGUAUCAAAUCUUUCAAGCCAACGAUUGGCUUCACCUGUUUAAAACCUACGACUGUAAAUUUCAAAUCGGUGGUAAAGAUCAAAUGGGUAAUAUCGUCGCUGGUCAUAAUUUAAUCAGUCGAGUCGUAGAUCAACCAGUAUAUGGUUUAACGUUACCUUUAGUUACGAACGACGCUGGAGAUAAAUUCGGCAAAUCGUUACCAAACGCAGUAUGGUUGGAUAAAAAUCUUACUUCGGCAUUUGAUUUCUAUCAAUUUUUCGUCAGAACUGAAGAUAGCAAAGUAGAACACUUGUUGAAAUUAUUCACUUUCCUGCCGUUAGAUCAAAUAGCUCACAUAAUGGAAAAACAAUUAAAAAAUCCAGAGCAAAGAAUAGCUCAGACUAAAUUAGCCGAAGAAAUCACCGUUCUAGUUCACGGAGAAGGUGGAUUGAAAGCAGCUCAAACCGCAUCGUCUAUUUUAUACGCUAAAGAUCUCGAAACAAUUGGUAGUAUUCCUGCCGAACAUUUGAUAAAUCUAGAAGGAGUUACGAUAGUCGAGUUGCCUUGGAAAGCCGGAUACUCGGUAUUAGAAUUUGCAAUGGAUAUUCCGUGUUUUCUAUCAAAGAGUGACGCUAGACGAAUAAUGGAUGCCGGUGGAUUUUAUAUUAAUAUGCAGAAAGUGAAAAAUAUCGACGAAGUGCUGUCUCAAUCCGUUCAUGUGUUGCCAAAUAAUAUAACACUAGCUAGAGUAGGAAAGAAAAAUUACUGGAUUGUAAAAUGGACCUCGUAAUUUCCACGCAUUUUGUUCUUGGACCGAACGAAGUACAUUUUGAAAACUGCCGGAAAUACGCGGUUGCUUGGAUAAAUCUUGGGCAGAUUCAACAACGCGAUGAAAAAAAAAAUGAUGGAAGCUAUUUUGUAAAUGUACUAAAUUGCGAAUGGCUCUAAUAUAUAAUAUGAAAAUCCUUUUCGUAGAA